Talaromyces stipitatus ATCC 10500 is the source of this 1946-nucleotide messenger RNA. RefSeq names its product nucleoside transporter, putative. Gene Ontology annotation, molecular function: transmembrane transporter activity. Bases 149 to 1708 code for a protein of 519 amino acids. Gene Ontology annotation, cellular component: fungal-type vacuole membrane; plasma membrane. The transcript has a single exon. Gene Ontology annotation, biological process: transmembrane transport. NCBI's taxonomy places the organism in Eukaryota, Fungi, Ascomycota, Eurotiomycetes, Eurotiales, Trichocomaceae. The record is from RefSeq and is a predicted model, not a curated record.
UGCGACUAGUCAGGCCAUAUAUAACAACUGGUCAGACGCACAAUUCCUCGAGGUCAUACUUGUGGGUUGUCGGCUCAAUCACGUCAGCGUAUUCUGCUCAGAGAGGCGCCUCCCAUCUUGUGCAAACAGUCGGUCCUUGUCCCACACAAUGGAGUACGACGCCGAAAAAGGUCAUGGCGUGUCCAACUAUGCCGUCGACACUAAGGGCACUUUGAAUGUGAGCAGUUCGGAUAACGACUCAUCUCCGUCUGACAUGCGAAACGGCAAUGGAAUUCUCGCGCAGUUGAGUGCCUUGGAACGACGCAUGGACAAGAAGUUUGGCAUGGAAUCGGAAGCCAUUGUUCGCAAGCGCCCCGAGGAUAAACGACCAGUGCACUGGAGGGAAGAGUUGUCAAUGGCUCUGCUAUGGGCAAGUGGGACAAUGAAUAUUUCUUGCUUUGCCACUGGGUUUCUUGGCUGGGAGUUUGGGCUCAGUUUGAAGCAAUCUAUCGUGAUUACUAUAUUUGCUUCCAUCCUGGGAGGUGCCCUGACCGCGUAUUGUGCAACCUUUGGAGCCGCGACAGGUCUGCGUCAAAUCAGUGUCAGUCGUUACAGUUUUGGAUGGUGGCCUAACAAGGUUAUUGCCAUUCUCAACGGUAUCCAACAACUGGGUUGGGCCGCUGUUGCGUGCAUUACUGGCGGUCUCGCUUUGACGGCAGUUUCUGAUGGCCACGUGUCAUUGGUUGUCGGUAUCAUCAUCCUCGCCGUUGUGGCAUUGUGCAUAUCCUGCUUCGGAUUGAAGUUUAUCUUGGUCUAUGAGCGCUAUGCGUGGAUCAUCUUCUUCGUUAUCUUCCUCAUCAUAUUCGGCGAGACUGGGAAGUAUGCAGACAACACAUCUCCGGCUUCUGUUACGGGAGCCAACCUCUCCGCUUCUGUCUUAAGUCUGCUGGCGAUUGUCUACGGUUCGAGUGCUUCUUGGUCCACAAUGGCCAGCGACUACUAUGUGCACUACCCAGUACGCGUCAGCCGUCUCAAGGUGUUCCUCAUGACUACUUUCGGUAUUGGCAUCCCGACGUCGAUUGGUAUGGUUGCAGGAUGUGUUGUCGCCUCUGCCUUGAAUAACCGACCGGACUGGAAAGAUUCUUAUGACCUAGGAAUCGGAUAUCUCGUUCAGGACAUGCUCUAUCCACGUGGCUUUGCCAAGUUUCUGCUCACCGUUCUCGUCUUAUCCGGUAUCAAUGUCAAUGUUAUCAGUCUCUACAGUGCCGGGAUAUCUUUCCAACAAGUUUCAAGGCCUUUCGCAGCGGUCCCGCGGUUUGUCUGGACAUUGUUAUGUUUUGCAGCCAUUCUCGGUCUUGCACUUGGCGGUCGUCAAGAAUUGAACACAUAUCUGCAAGAUUUUCUCAGUCUUCUCGGCUAUUGGUGCACAAGUUAUACCAUUAUUCUGCUUGAGGAACACGUCUUGUUCCGCAGAGGCGAUUUUGAGAAUUAUGAUCUCGAAGCAUGGAAUGACCCAUCUGGACUUCCUCAUGGCAUCGGUGCAGCCAUUGCAUUCCUUCUCGGUGUGGUGGCCUGGUGCAUGGGUAUGGACGAAACAUGGUUUGUCGGGCCUCUAGCGAAGCUUAUCGGUGAUGCUGGCGGUGACGUUGCCAACGAAUUCACCUUUGUGGUGACGGCUGUAGUAUAUCUUCCGGCUCGUUAUCUCGAGCUCAAGUAUUUUGGCCGUUGAUUUGCCUCUGGGGAUUCAGGACAGUGAUCACCGCUCGUCUGUCGGUGCUUUAAGACUAAUUUUUUUGGUAACGAAUUUGCUAGUUAUCAAUACUGAUUUCGACUAUCAAAGACAGCGUAGGGGUAUCCUUAAAACCUUGAGGCAAUCUUCAGACUCGUUUCGUAUGCGUGAACGGAAAGUAUGGUCAUAUUUCAAGAGCCUUCCCUUCCCAUAACCUUAAAUGGCCGCCAUGCCUUCA